Messenger RNA from Lodderomyces orthopsilosis Co 90-125, 867 nucleotides. RefSeq lists its product as uncharacterized. The transcript has a single exon. Gene Ontology annotation, cellular component: extracellular region. The record is from RefSeq and is a predicted model, not a curated record. Bases 1 to 867 code for a protein of 288 amino acids. Lineage: Eukaryota; Fungi; Ascomycota; Pichiomycetes; Serinales; Debaryomycetaceae.
AUGAUGUCUUGCAAAUUGCAAAUGAUUGGACUCUUCACGAUUAUUGCAAUUGUACACGCGGCUACAAUUUUAGUUACUGAUAUUGUUUAUGUUACAGUGCUGAGAUCAGCUAUCUAUAAUGAGUCAGGAGUGUUUUACACAGAGUAUCUUUUGGGUAACCCUGCAUCAACAUCUAUUUCAACAACCACUGAUGAAGUUUCUUCAACUUUGGCCAGUAUUGCGGAAGAGAUAAAAUCAACAUUAACUCCAUUACACCCACCCGAAUCUACAUCAGUGGCUGCUAAAGCUGUGACAACCAACACACGCACCCCUAUUACCACACCACCAGCUCCGUCCACCAUAAAAGCACCCUCCUCAAGCAUCACUACGUCAACAACAAAAGUUCAAUCUAGUGCUAAACCAACAAUUGUGGCGAGUUCACCAGUUCUGGCUUCAAAGUCUACCAACUCUGAUCCUUUUACAAAUGAAAUAUUGAGUGCUCAUAAUGUCAAACGUGCUGCUCAUGGUGUUGCACCUUUGUCAUGGAGUCAAGAACUCUACAGCUAUGCUCAAAAGGUAGCCAAUGCUUAUGAUUGCUCAGGAAAUUUGAAACACACCAGUUCACUUUAUGGAGAAAAUUUGGGUGUCGGCUAUAGCUCGGCCCAAUCAGUGGUUAAUGCAUGGUAUUCCGAGGGUAAAAAUUACAGUUACCAAACAGCUACCAAAUUUGAUCAUUUUACUCAAGUCAUAUGGAAAUCUACUACACAAUUGGGCUGUGCUUAUAAAGACUGUAGUGCUAAAGGAUGGGGUAUGUAUGUAAUUUGUAAUUACAAAGAAGUUGGAAAUGUGAAAGGACAAGGACGACAGAAUGUGCUCCCAUUGGUCUGA